Molecule: messenger RNA, 1461 nt
Organism: Ipomoea triloba (trilobed morning glory)
Lineage: Eukaryota; Viridiplantae; Streptophyta; Magnoliopsida; Solanales; Convolvulaceae
Product: probable methyltransferase PMT27
Exons: 7
Coding region: 1-1461 (486 amino acids)
Cellular component (GO): cytoplasm; endosome; trans-Golgi network
Molecular function (GO): methyltransferase activity
Source: RefSeq, a predicted model, not a curated record
AUGUUCAAUCUUUUCUUUGUGCAGAUAUGGUAUCCCAAUGUGCCUCACACAUUAUUGGCAGAGUUCAAGGGACACCAAAAUUGGGUUAAAGUUUCCGGAGAAUUCAUUACUUUUCCAGGUGGUGGAACUCAGUUUAUCCAUGGAGCAUUGCAUUACAUUGAUUUUAUCCAACAAGCAGUUCCUGAUAUUGCAUGGGGAAAGCAUACUAGAGUAGUGUUGGAUGUAGGAUGUGGAGUUGCUAGCUUCGGAGGCUAUAUAUUCGAGAGAGAUGUUAUCACAAUGUCCUUUGCACCUAAAGACGAGCACGAGGCUCAAGUUCAAUUUGCACUUGAAAGGGGAAUACCUGCAAUAUCUGCUGUUAUGGGAACUCAGCGCCUCCCAUUUCCUAACGGAGUCUUUGAUGCUGUACACUGCGCACGCUGCAGAGUCCCUUGGCACAUAGAAGGUGGGAAACUUCUUCUGGAACUGAAUCGAGUGCUUCGUCCAGGAGGCCACUUUAUCUGGUCUGCAACUCCCGUGUACCAGAAGCUUGAAGAAGAUGUGCAGAUAUGGAGAGCAAAAUUGAUUGAUAUAUGCAGGUCUGUCACAUCUUUCUUCCCAGAAAUGACUGCUCUAACAGUGUCCAUGUGUUGGGAGCUAAUAGCCAUCAAGAAAGACAAAUUGAACUCCAUUGGAGCUGCUAUCUAUCGUAAACCAGACACAAACGACUGCUAUAAACAAAGAAAACGCAGCAAACCUCCCAUGUGUAAGAAGGAAGAUGAUCCUAAUGCAGCCUGGUAUGUGCCCUUGGAACCAUGCAUGCAUAGAGUCCCAAGUGACGAAAAGGAGAGAGGAUCAAAAUGGCCUGAAGAAUGGCCAGCCCGACUUCACACCCCACCAUAUUGGCUUAACAGAGAUAAGAAGGGAAUAUAUGGACGGCCAGCACCAGAUGACUUUGAAUCUGAUUAUAAGCACUGGAAAAACGUGGUGAGAAAGACAUAUUUGAGUGGUUUGGGCAUCAGAUGGUAUGAUGUGAGAAACAUCAUGGACAUGAGAGCAGUUUAUGGAGGGUUUGCAGCAGCACUGAAGGACCUUAAAGUGUGGGUGAUGAAUGUGGUGAACGUAGAUUCCCCAGAUACACUUCCCAUCAUUUAUGAGCGUGGCCUUUUCGGCAUGUACCAUGACUGGUGUGAAUCCUUCAGUACAUAUCCAAGAACAUAUGACCUCCUGCACGCUGAUCACCUCUUCUCCAGGCUAAAAAAGAGGUGUGACAUUAAAGGGGUGAUGGUGGAGGUUGACAGAAUAGUUCGACCUGGAGGUAAACUGAUAGUUCAAGAUGAGUCGAGCACUGUUAGGGAAAUAGAAGACUUACUGAAAUCACUGCAUUGGGAGGUUCGGAUGACCUUCACCCAGAACCAAGAUGGGAUGCUCAGUGCCCAGAAGACGUUCUGGCGACCGGAAACUUACGAAGCCGCCACCUGA